This is a messenger RNA of Octopus sinensis (East Asian common octopus), 4155 nucleotides long. Its product is annotated as adhesion G-protein coupled receptor G6. Gene Ontology annotation, biological process: cell surface receptor signaling pathway; G protein-coupled receptor signaling pathway. The coding region runs from base 393 to 3800 and encodes 1135 amino acids. The transcript is spliced from 26 exons. Lineage: Eukaryota; Metazoa; Mollusca; Cephalopoda; Octopoda; Octopodidae. Gene Ontology annotation, cellular component: membrane. The record is from RefSeq and is a predicted model, not a curated record. Gene Ontology annotation, molecular function: protein binding; G protein-coupled receptor activity.
UACUACUUCACCACCAUCACCAACAGUAACAAUAACAAUAACAGCAACAACAAUAACAUUAUGACAAUAACCAGUUCCAGUGUAAUUAGGACAACGGUUCUCGUCAUUACCGUCACCACUUUCGACGUCGUCACUGCCGUCUGAAGUCAAAAAACUUUGAUUAUUAUUUUGUUCAGUUUUCCUUUGGGAUUUUUACCGUAACGAAAUUGAAAAUAUACGGGAUUUUUUUACCGGAUUGCAGAGAAAAAUUAAUUUCAUCGGAAGUAUGAUCACAUGUACACCAGGGACUUGGGAGUGUGUGAAAAGAAAUGAGGAGACGUUAAUAUAAUCCUGCGUGAAUAUUCAUUCUUCAAACGACAGUUUUAUGCACAAAGUUACGAUAUUCUGCAAAUAUGGUCGGUCUAAACCUGUUACCAUGCCAUUUCAAAUCGAAAGAAACUUUAUUUAAACUAUGUUUGAUAUUUUUAAUACAUACGGCUGUAAUGGAUUCAAUAUCUUCGGCGAUAUAUCCACUCUGUGAAUCUUUCUGCAAGUGUAGAAACAAUCAUAAAGAAAUCAACUGUGAAGAUACGAAUUUGACGUCAGUACCGAAAGGUAUCCCUGAAACAGUGACGCAUUUGCGGCUUAGCAAGAAUGACAUCCGAUUUAUAAAUCGAGACGACUUUUCGAAAUACCAUCAAUUGGAAAUACUAUAUUUAGAUAAUAAUGAAAUAGUCCAAAUCCAAAAUGGAGCCUUCAGAAAUCUUCAAAAAUUAAAGUCCUUGAAUCUCAGCAAUAAUAAGUUGUCAUAUAUACAACCAAACACCUUUCAGCAUAUGGCUUCCUUAGAAGAGAUAAAUUUGAAUAAUAACAACAUCAGGUCCUAUGGAAAGGAUUCUUUCUUAUUCCUGCCUAACAUACGUACAAUCCAAAUGAAUAAUAACUCUGAAUUAUGGUGUGGAUGUCACCUUCCAGCUCUUAAGAGGUAUAUGAAGCAAAUGAAUCAAAGUCUUAAUGUCUCAGGAAAAUGCAUUCUUCCAGAGCAAAGAGACAAGACUCUAUGGGAUCUAGAUGCAGAACUUCAAAAUAUUUGUGGAAACUACCAACUUUUUGAUAAAGCAGGCCAUUGUCUACAAUGCUCAGGCUCAAACUGCUCUAAUCAACAAACAAUGACCUGUCCUGGUCCAGAGCCUGUAUGUAUGCACAUUAUAUCUGUGAUUGGGAUUACACUGAAGUCUGAAAAAUCAUGCAGCACCUACAAAAAAUGUAUUGCAGCUGAGCACAAAAAUAUGAAUACCUGUAAUAACUGGACCAAUGGCACUUCUUGUGUUUCUUGUUGCAAAGGAUAUAACUGUAACGUGGGAGAUUCCAUUGGUUGGACGCAUUCAUUUCUAUUUAACCUGACAAUUACAGUCAGUAAAGACUUUUCUAAGGACCUCGUAAAUACGAGAUCAAAAGAAUACCAUGACUUGGCUAAAAACAUAUCCAGGCUUCUAGAAGAGGAAUUUUCAAAAUUGCAUGGAACCUACAUUGUUAAAGUAAAAUAUUUCAGACGUCCCCCAGUGACAGCAUAUAUAAGUAUCUACUGCACAGUUCUAAUACAUACCUCUGAAGUAGAAGUCUGGUAUAAUAUUUACAACAUACUGAAUUCAUCAAACACUAUGGAUUAUCUAAACGUUCAGCGGGACACCAUGAAAUUAACUAGCGCAACGCUUUGCAAUGAAGAAACAGUAUCGAGUAAAAAAGGUACGUUUCAUUGGCCAACAACAAAUGGUGGAACUAUCGUGAGGAUCCCAUGUCAUGCAAAUGACGCUGAGGCAACAAGACGAUGUUUCACAAGAGUAAAAGGGUUUCCAAAUGAGGUUUUUCAAGAAAAACCUUACCCACAUUUUGGUAUCAGUAUGUGGGGAGAACCAGAUCUGUCCCUUUGUUAUGAUAUGGAUUGGAUUACAGAAGCAUUGCAGAAUAUCAGCAGCUCUGAUUUUGAUGAAAAUAAUAUUGAGAAAAACUCAAAAAAACUUCUAGGUAUCUCGGAGAGUGCUCGAUAUUUCCAAGAAAUUGAUGUUGUGUUGUCUACAGACAUUUUAGAAAAAAUGAUGCCAUUGGUACCCGAUAUAUCUACCAAUAUAACAACGAAUAAUAUUCUUCAAAGCGUCAAUAACAUGAUCGAUACUCCAGAAGACGUAUUGGUUACUGCACAAGAGUCCAACCAGAGUGCUAAUGGAAUGUUGGCCGUCAUAGAGAGAAUCCCAAAUGAAAUUUCCCUGAAAGAGCAGCAACUAACAACUUUAUAUUCCAAUCUUGGCAUUGGUGUCAGCAAAGUAGAUAAGGACAACUUCGAGGGUUUUACCUAUGCAAUUGAAUCUGAAAACAAUGGAACCCAAAAAACUAAUACGAUAUAUAAUGCUUCGUAUGCUGAAGUAGAAAAUAUGAUGGUGAUGGACUUCAUCACAUUACCAAACAGUUUAUUAAAACACCUGAAAAGCGAAGAACUUCUAAGGAUUUCAAGGGUUUCCUUUCAUUCUCUACGGACUGAUAAGCUAUACAGGGUAAUUCAAAAACCUCUUAAAAAAAAGAUGGAAGUACUCGAACAGUUUGUCAACAGUCAAAUCAUUGCUGCCAAUAUUCCUAAUAUUCAAAUAACCAACCUUGAUAAACCAAUUACAAUGUCUUUCAGUUUAAUACAUAAGUCUGGUUAUAACCCACGGUGUGUUUACUGGGAUGACACCCCUGGACAGGAUCCACAUUGGUCCACAAAAGGCUGUAAUAUAUACAACAUUGUACAAGGAGAAAGAAUAUCCUGUUCCUGUAACCAUCUUACAAGUUUUGCACUGCUAAUGGAUGUUUAUGGAAAUGAAAAGGAUGUUGAUGUUAAACCAAUAUCUAUUAUAUCUAGCAUUGGAUGUGGAAUUUCGAUUGUCUGUCUCAUACUCACAAUUAUAGUUCAUGUUUCUUCCAAAACUCUACGAAAAGGACUUUUUUCAAAAAUUUUGAUAAAUCUUUGCAUUGCUUUAGCUAUAGCAAAUUUCAUAUUUCUUGUUGGAAUGCGUCCAUAUGCUACGAAAGAUAUAAUUGCUUGUAAGGCAGUAGCAGCUCUACUACACUACUUUCUUACGGUUUCCAUCAUGUGGAUGGCUGUUGAAGCAUCUCAUAUCUAUUUAGCUGUGGUUGUUGUAUUCAAUAAAUACAUGACUAACUACAUGCUGAAGAGUACAGUAAUUGCUUGGGGUCUUCCAGCAAUAAUAGUCAUCCUAACUCUGGCUAUCAACAACACAAAUAACUACAUCAGAAUUGCUGAGGUUUGCUGGUUAUCCCAGACAUCUUUCUAUGCUGCUUUCCUGUUUCCAGUGGUGGCUGUUCUCCUCUUCAAUCUUACCAUAUUUUCUCUCAUUAUUGGGCGCCUUAUUUCAAUGAAAAACGACAAGAAAUUUGAACACAAAGCAAGGAAAUUACGGCUUUUUGGAAUCAUUGGCGUGUUUUUCCUACUUGGCCUCUCUUGGAUAUUAGCAUUCUUCACAUUUGGUGAGGCAGCUUUGGUGUUUAAAUACCUCUUCGCUAUCUUCAAUACGCUUCAAGGAUUGUUUAUCUUCAUAUUCUACUGUCUAUACAAGAAAGAUGCUAGAGAUGUCAUCUGCAUGUAUUUAUGCAUACAAAAGAAAGAAGAUUUGAAGAGUAACACCAAAUAUAAAACAAAUACUCAAGAUUCAUCUGAAGGAAAGAUGUUAGGAAAACAAAACCUUUAUAAUUCUGAUUCUAGUAGUGGAGCAGUGAGUUCAAAGGUUACCAAUUCAGAUGGGGACAAAAUGAAUACAAGACUGUAAAACCUCAUUAAAUAAUUACUUAAAAGCUUCCUUUUUCAUGCAAUCAUGUAUUCAAAUUUUUUUAUCAUAAUAAAUCUAAAGCUAUCUUGCAAAACAAAUAGAAUUUAACUUAAAACUAGAAAUCCAACAACGUGUGUAAAAUCAAUGGAUAUCAUUCAUGUACAAAACAAAAACAAAAAAAAAGAAAAUAAGAGUGCUUCAUCUAAUUUUACUAUUGCACAUCUGUUUUAACUUUUUGAACUAUAAUCUAUUGAACUGUUUGCUUAUGGUAAUUAAUUACCCUUGAAAAAAAAUUUAUCUUUUACUAACUAUGUUUUAUACAUCAUAAGUGAAUACUACAAAAUGAAAAAAAAAA